GUCAGGAGAGAGCAACAUGGCGGCCCGCGAUAGUGACAGCGAUGACGAUCUGGUCACCUAUGGGACCGGCCUUGAACCCCUGGAAGAAGGUGAAAGACCAAAGAAACCACUUCCCAUUCAAGAUCAAACAGUUAGAGAUGAAAAAGGAAGAUACAAACGAUUUCAUGGAGCCUUUAGUGGAGGUUUCUCUGCUGGAUACUUCAAUACUGUUGGCUCAAAAGAGGGAUGGACACCCUCUACCUUUAUAUCUUCAAGACAAAACAGAGCAGAUAAAGCUGUUCUUGGUCCAGAAGAUUUUAUGGACGAAGAGGAUCUUAGUGAAUUUGGGAUUGCACCUAAGGCUAUUGUUACCACAGAUGAUUUUGCUUCUAAAACCAAAGAUAGAAUUAGAGAAAAAGCCAGGCAGUUGGCUGCUGUUGCAGCACCUAUUCCUGGAGCAACUAUACUAGAUGACCUAAUAGCACCAGCAAAAUUAUCCAUCGGUUUUGAAUUGUUACGAAAAAUGGGUUGGCGAGAAGGACAAGGAAUUGGUCCUCGAGUAAAGAGAAAACCACGUAGGCAAAAAUCUGUUCCUGGAGUAAAAAUAUAUGGUUGCGCUUUACCCCCUACUGGUUCUGAAGGAUCAGAGGAUGAUUAUGAUGAUGACUACCUGCCAGAUAAUGUGACCUUUGCACCUAAAGACAUAACUCCAGUGGAUUUUACUCCUAAAGACAACGUUCAUGGACUUGCCUAUAAAGGUCUAGAUCCACAGAAAGCAUUAUUUGGAAUUUCAGAGGAGCACUUUAAUCUUUUCAGUGAUGUAGCUGAGGGAACCAGCAAUCUUCUUGGAAGCAUUAGACCAAAUAAAGGAAGAAAACUUGGAAUUUCAGGACAGGCUUUUGGUGUAGGCGCUUUGGAAGAAGAAGAUGAUGAUAUCUAUGCAACAGAAGCAUUAUCUAAAUAUGAUACCGUUUUGAAGGAUGAGGAACCUGGGGAUGGACUCUAUGGUUGGACAGCACCUAAGCAGUAUAAAAACAGGAAAGAAUCAGAAAAAGAUAUCCGUUAUGUUGGCAAAAUUUUGGAUGGUUUUUCCUUGGCAUCUAAACCUUUAUCUUCUAAGGAAAUUUAUCCACCACCUGAAUUGCCAAAGGAUUACAGACCAAUCCAUUAUUUCAGACCUGUGGUAAUUGCAACCUCUGAUAAUUCUCAUUUAUGUCAAGCACUAUCAGAAUCAACUGGGAAAAUAUUAAGUGACAUGUCAAGACAAAACAGGUAUCAAUUAAAUGCAUCUAAGAGGGGAGAAAUGCUUGGAGAAACUCCUAUUCAAGGUUCAACAACAUCUAUUUUAGAGUUUUUAUCCCAGAAAGAUAAAGAAAGAAUAAAUGAAAUGAAACGGGCAACUGAAAUCAAAGCAGCUGAAAUAAAGGCGAAGGCUUUAAUAUCCAAAGCUUGGAGUAACAGAUUUCAGCCAGAUUCUCCAGAUGAUGCUCUAUAUACACAGCAGUUGGUAUUGAGUGGGAAUGUAACUGCAGGAAGAUCCAGUGAUUUCAGACCUUUUGCAAAAGAUCCAGAAAAACAAAAACGAUAUGAGAAAUACUUAGGCAAUAUUAAACAAGGGCAGAAAGAUGCUGUGGAGAGUUGUUUAGAUCCUAGGAUGACCGAAUGGGAACGAGGACGAGAACGUGAUGAAUUUGUGCGAGCAGCUAUGCUGUACAAACCCUCCAGUUCAUCACUGUCUUCCAGAUUUACUCAUGCCAAACUGGAAGAUGACACAGACCAAGUAGAAGUUCCUCGAGACCAAGAGAAUGAUGUUGAUGAUAAACUAUCUGCUGUAAAGAUGAAGAUGUUUGGAAAGCUCACAAGAGAUAAAUUUGAGUGGCAUCCUGAAAAACUGCUUUGUAAAAGAUUUAACAUUCCUGAUCCUUACCCAGAUUCAACUAUAAUUGGAUUACCAAAAGUUAAACGUGAUAAAUAUUCAGUAUUUAACUUUUUAACAGUAACUGAGUCCACAACAUUAACUACAACUCAAGUAUCAAAUGAAAGGGCACAACAGAAUCACAGUCGCAACAAACCAAGAAAGCCAUCCAGAUGGGAUAUACCUGAUCAAGAAGAGAAGAAAGAAGAUUCUAUUAGUGAAUUUCUAAGUAUGGCUAGAUCAGAAGCUGAAAUUCAGAAGCAACAGCUGAGGCCAUUGGUAAAUAAUGCUGAAGGUGGUACAAUGGAAUCAUCUUCAACUAAGGUAGAAAGUGAAAGAGCAGAUCAGAAGGAUGAAGAAGGUAGCAGACCGUCCAUGGAUUUAUUUAAAGCUAUCUUUGCCAGUUCUUCUGAUGAAAAAUCCUCUUCCUCUGAAGAAGAUGAAAGUGAAAAUGAAGACAGUCAAGCUGAUCCUGGAAGAUCAGAUCCUAAAAGUCCAAAGCUGAGUAAUUUGGUAGAAACAUCAUCUAAUAUACAAGUCAGUGCAAUGGUGGUCAAUGAGCCAGUGCCUCCUGUUACUUUACAGAAGAUGCAGCUUGAUGAAAGAGAAGAAUUUGGCCCAAGGCUCCCUCCUGUAUUCUGUCCUAAUGCCCGUCAUAAACAAGAACCUGUGCAACAGUCCAGUUUUUUGGAAAGCCACUCAAAAGAGAAAUCUAAGAAGAACAAAGAAAAACGAAAGACAAAGAAAGACCACAAGCACAAAAAAGAAAAGAAAAAGAAACACAAGAAACAUAAACAGAAAGGCAAACAGAAAAACAAAAAAGCAGAGAAGAGUAGUAGUUCAGAGAGUGUUGAUAGCAGUGACAGCCAGAGUGAUACUGAGAAGGUCAAAGAUAUAUCACCUCAGGAACUUUUGAGAAGGUAUGUCAUUCUUUUGUGUUCUACAGAUAUAGAAAUGAAUCCAACAGGAAGAAUGCAUUCAAGGCAUUGAAAUGUAAGUGAAAAGAUCCGAGUUCUGGUUUUGGUGCCAAGCCAAGAAUAAUAACUGUAACCUUUCUUUAUAAACUAUUUUCAUUUUUUCAGAUCUGUUUCUCCAUCUGCAGAAAAAAAGGAUUGAAAGAAAUGAUCUUGCUAUUUUAAAACUUUAUAAGAUUUCUUGCAUACAGCCCCUUUUUUUUUCUAUUUAUGCAGUGUACUACCUUCGUUUGGAUCCUCAUUAUUUCUUACCUAGAUUAUUUCAAGCCUCCUAAUUGUUCUCUCUGGAUCUAAUGGGAAGUUUCUUCCCAUUCUGAUCCACCCUACUCAUUGUGUACAAAGUAAUUUUACUUAAGUAUUAAGAUUUGACCAUGCUACUUUCCUAUUCAGUCAAUUCCAGAGGCUUCCAGUUACUUCUAAAAUAAAAUAUAUACUCUCAUAUUUGACUUUUUUUUUUUUUUUUUGCUGAGGCAUUUGGGGUAAGUGACUUGCCCAGGGUUAGAAAGUGUUAAGUGUCUGAGGCCAGAUUUGAACUCAGGUUUUCCUGACUUCAGGGCUGGUGUUCUAUCCACUUCAUAUUUGACUUUUAAUUUCUUUUACAAUCUAGCCUCUACCCCCUUCCAUAUUCUGUAAUACAGCCCAUUUGGCCUUUUUUCUAAUCCUUAUACAUCCCAUUCCCUGUCUGCUGUGCCUUUGUUCUGGCCAUACUCGAUGCUGAAAUGCCCUCUUUAAUUCCCUCUACUUUAGAAGCUCAAGUACUAUUUUUUACGUGAAGCCUUUCCUCAUCCUCCGAACUACUUCCUUUGUAUUUAACUAUUUUGUAUAUAUUUGUAUUCAUCAGCUUUAUACUGUAUAUAUUUUUACAUGCUGUCUCCCCCAUUAGAAUGUAAACUUUUUGUGAGUAGGGGAUGCUUUAUUCUUUGUAUUUAUAUCCUUAGCAUCUAGUACAUAAAAAGCCAUUAAUAAAUGUUGAUUGAUUCGUUGAUAUGCAAAGAAUUGUGAUGGAGCUGGGAAUAAAGGGCAAAAAUAAAAUAAUACUUUCAAGAAGCUUACAUUCUACAACCAUGAACUGUUAGAUAAGAGUCAUAGUGAGAGCCUCAUUUCUGAAAGUAAUGAUUCAGUGAUCUAGAGAUGACGAAGUUUUGUUUUAAGUUCUCAUCGACUGACCAAAUAUAUUCUUUUGAAUUGAAAAGAUUAUAUUCUAACAGUCUUAGUGUUGAUAUUGUAGAGAAACAAUAAAGAUGAAUGUUGGAGAAUCCUAUAAAAUAUGUUUUAAAAACAUAUUGAUAUAUGAUUUUUUUUUUUUACAGGCUGAAACGUCUUCCAAUAAUAAAGUAACCUAUUCCAUUUUGAA
Molecule: messenger RNA, 4222 nt
Organism: Antechinus flavipes (yellow-footed antechinus)
Lineage: Eukaryota; Metazoa; Chordata; Mammalia; Dasyuromorphia; Dasyuridae
Gene: GPATCH1
Product: G-patch domain containing 1
Exons: 19
Coding region: 17-2884 (955 amino acids)
Biological process (GO): mRNA processing
Cellular component (GO): nucleus
Molecular function (GO): RNA binding
Source: RefSeq, a predicted model, not a curated record